GGUUUUACGGCCCUCGGUGUCGAGAACCGCCUGGAGAGGGUGGGCGGAGGGUCUGGCGGUUGGAGGUCUGCGCUGCCGUGGGUCUGCGCUGCCGCCAUGACGUUCAAGCGGAGUCGUGACCGCUUCUACAGCACCCGCUGCUGCGGCUGCUGCCAUGUGCGCACCGGCACCAUCAUCCUGGGCACCUGGUACAUGGUGGUGAACUUGCUGAUGGGCAUCUUGCUGACGGUAGAAGUGACUCAUCCAAAUAUGGUGUCAACUGUUGAUAUCCAGUAUGAAGUCAUUGGGAAUUACUAUGCUUCUGAGAGAAUGGCUGAAAAUGCCUGUGUUCUGUUUGCUAUCUCCCUCCUCAUGUUCACAAUAAGCGCAAUGAUGGUGUAUGGUGCCAUUGCUCAUCGUGUAGGCUGGCUGAUCCCAUUUUUCUGUUACCAACUCUUUGACUUUGUGCUCAGUUGUUUGGUUGCCAUCAGCUCUCUAACCUACUUGCCCAGAAUCAAGGAUUACCUGGAUCAGUUGCCGACUUUCCCUUACAAAGAUGAUCUCCUUUCUUUGGACUCCAGCUGUCUCUUGUUCAUUGUUCUGGUGUUCUUUGUUUUAUUUAUCAUUUUAAAGGCAUAUCUAAUUAACUGUGUAUGGAACUGCUAUAAAUACAUCAGCAGCAGAAGUUUGACAGAGAUUGCUGUGUACCCUGCUUUUGAAGCUCCUCCACAGUAUGUUCUUCCAACCUAUGAAAUGGCAGUGAAGAUGCCUGAGAAGGAACCUCCACCUCCCUACAUACCUGCCUGAAGCAAUUUUUAUGUUCAUUAACAUCUGUACCAGCUUCCUGGGGUUUUUGUCUUUUAAUCUUUCAAAACUGCUUAAGUAAUAGAAAUAUUCAGGGCUUUAGGAGCAAACUGUUCUGUUUAAAAUAUGUUUGAUAUAAACUUACUAAGCAAAACACAUCUGAGGGUGAUUUCAUUUGCUUUUUGUUCUCCUUAAUGCUCUUAAACAUUUUAUUGCCUUAGGGCCUUACACCUGCAAGAACUUAUGCAUGUGACUAACUUGUGGCUUUUAAUAAUACCAACUGAGCCACUCUGAUUGAAGUUAGCUGUGAUUAUAAGUGUCUGCAGGAUUAUGCCCCUAAUUUAUAUUAAUUUUUUUGUAAAGUAGCUCAUAAAGACAAUCUGAUCGUGCAGCAAAAUGACAGUUUGCCUUUAUCCAUUUUUUGGAAGGGGAAGGGUUUGAAUGUGGUAUAUAUGUGACUUUUUUACUUUGCACUUUUCUCAUAUGUUAUCUUUUAUUGGUUGGUGGUUUUCGGUGUUUUUUUUUUUUUUUUUUUUUUUUUUUUUUUUUUUUUUUUUUUAUUUUGGUUUUUUAUCCUGUGUCUUGAAACAGUAUUUUUGAGGAACAAGUGAGGGUGGCACAGGAGUUCUAUUACAACAAGCUGAGAAUGCAAGAAAAACAAAUAGAAAUGUCGAAGAUGGUUGCAUGCUUCUAAUUCUCUAUGUAUUUUCCUCUUUGUGAUAAAUGAUACUUAAAUAAAUCUUUUACAAAAUGUUUA
This is a messenger RNA of Hirundo rustica (Barn swallow), 1540 nucleotides long. It is a transcript of the gene LAPTM4A, whose product is annotated as lysosomal protein transmembrane 4 alpha. The record is from RefSeq and is a predicted model, not a curated record. The transcript has 7 exons. Bases 97 to 786 code for a protein of 229 amino acids. Gene Ontology annotation, cellular component: lysosomal membrane. Lineage: Eukaryota; Metazoa; Chordata; Aves; Passeriformes; Hirundinidae.